Rotaria sp. Silwood1 is the source of this 576-nucleotide messenger RNA. NCBI's taxonomy places the organism in Eukaryota, Metazoa, Rotifera, Eurotatoria, Philodinida, Philodinidae. The record is from the annotation of a GenBank genome assembly.
AUGAAUAUUGGAUUACAAGAUGUUACUAGUAUUGUCAAUUAUGUUUGUGAUUCAAGAGCUGCAUGUUCGAUUUUCUCACUUCCUUUUCAAUUUGAUUAUCUCAAAGAUCUUGGCAAUAAAUUUCCAAAUAUUGUAUUCAGUUAUGUUACGUAUUUACAUGUGAAAGAUAAUGAUCCAUUCAGACAUGAAUUCUUUGUUCGAAUUGUCCAAUCGUUUCCAUUACUGAAAUAUUUACAAAUUUAUAAUGUACGAUCAUCGUUACCAGUUGAUGCUAUGACAUUUUCAUCGGACAAUUGUCAAUUAUACUCAACUAUUGAAUAUCCGCAUCUAACUACACUUGAUCUGAGUUGUGCACAUAGAGAAUAUGUUGAACAAUUUCUAAAUGAAACAAAGACAUAUAUGCCUUGUCUGACCGAAUUACUCGUCGUGCUAAGUGACUUGAUAAUUGUAACAAAGAACUUUACAAGAAACGAAACACGACGCAAUUGUGCCAAAGUGAAAACAUUAUUUAACCUACCACCAAGUUCAAAUUGUGCUCGACCAAGUGCAGCUCGAAUAAAUGGAACUGAAUAUUGA